Messenger RNA from Sphaerodactylus townsendi, 821 nucleotides. RefSeq names its product mitochondrial ribosomal protein L22 (gene MRPL22). The record is from RefSeq and is a predicted model, not a curated record. NCBI's taxonomy places the organism in Eukaryota, Metazoa, Chordata, Lepidosauria, Squamata, Sphaerodactylidae. The transcript has 7 exons. Gene Ontology annotation, molecular function: structural constituent of ribosome. The coding region runs from base 120 to 752 and encodes 210 amino acids. Gene Ontology annotation, cellular component: mitochondrial large ribosomal subunit; ribosome. Gene Ontology annotation, biological process: translation; ribosome assembly.
UCCACGUGCUGUCGCAAGGCAGGCAAUAUCACAUGGCACUACGGCGGUUCAUUUGGGACAAGCUACCAAACGCGUUCUUUAUGUUUGUGUCGUAAAGCUGCUAAAGGAAACCGGCAAAGAUGGCGAUCCCAACGAUCCUCAGGGGGAUUACCCAUGGUUUGACUCUCAGCAAUUGGGCCGAGACUGGGAGGUUACUAGCAUCAUGUUCCAUUCCUCUUCUUUCAAGUAUCCGUACAGCGACAUUUUACAACCGUAUUGGAAGAUGGGAAAAGAAGAAUAGAAUAGUUUAUCCUCCUCAGAAACCAGAAGAGCCUCGAAGACCUGCAGAAAUUUACCAUUGUCGAAGACAUGUUAAAUACAGUAUGGACAAAAUGUGGUAUCUGGCCAAGUUGAUACGAGGCAUGAGUGUAGAUGAGGCACUAGCUCAGCUGGAGUUCAAUGAUAAAAAGGGAGCCAAAGUGAUCAAAGAGGUUCUUCUAGAAGCUCAAGAAAUGGCUGUGAGAAAGCACAAUGUAGAAUUUAAAUCCAACCUCUAUAUUGCUCGAUCAUUCUCUGGGAAAGGCCACUAUCUCAAAAGGAUCCGCUAUCAUGGCAGAGGCAUGUUUGGCAUUAUGGACAAAGUCAGGUGUCAUUACUUUGUGAAACUAGUAGAAGGCCCACCUCCACCUCCAGAGGCACCAAAGACUGGGUUUGAGCAAGCCAAGGAGUACAUGCAGAACCUUCGUAGCCGAACUAUUAUUCAUACGUUGUAAUAUAUUCCAUCCUAUGCUUUCUUCCUUCCUUUGUGGAAAACAUGUAAAUAAAAUUCAUUUUAAUGAAAA